This is a messenger RNA of Dentiscutata heterogama, 1710 nucleotides long. Lineage: Eukaryota; Fungi; Glomeromycota; Glomeromycetes; Diversisporales; Gigasporaceae. The record is from the annotation of a GenBank genome assembly.
AUGACGUUUCCUACCUUUCUUCUUUAUGAAUUUCUUUUGGAUUUUCAUAAUGAUAGAAAAACGCUCUAUACUUGUGCAUUAGUGAAUCGAGAAUGGUGUAGAAUAACGAUUCCUCUUCUCUGGAGAAAUCCCAUAAAACUAUUACAUGGACCUGAUGAUUAUUAUCCAUAUCAUAGAUAUAGAAAUAAUCAUGUAAAACUUGUUGACACAUAUUUAUCGUAUCUUAAUAACGAAGAAAGAGCCAAGCUUAUUAAAAAUGGAUUCAAACUACCGUUAAGAAGUAACCCUCCAAUCUUUGAUUAUAUUUCUUUCCUAAGAUACGUUUCAAAUGGAGAUAUUCAAAUGAUUAGUUUAUUUUGGUGUUUAUACUUUGAUGCUAGUAAGAUACCUGUUAUAAAUCCUUUAAAUUCUUUAAAUUCUUUUAGUAAUAGACGAAGGAUAAAAAUUGUUUCUGGUUUAUGGAAUUUAAUGCGAGAAAUAUUUGAGAUUUUUAACAGGAAACAACGUCCAAUAACGACAGAAAUCACUCAAGCAGCUCAUGCUUCAGUAGUUCCUCCCGUAGGUGAUGACUUUUAUACAACAGAUGUAUUAUUGAAAUCUGAAAUAAUACAUCAUACUCUCACAAAGUUGAUAAUAGAGCAAUGCCCUAAUAUUAAACAUUUACAAUCAACGUCAACGCUUAUCGGUUCAAGUUCUAACAACAAUUACACAGAAAUAAUUUUAAAAUAUCCAAGGCUUCAUGAAUGUUUUACUCAUCUGAAAAGUUUUGAAAGUCGAAGUAAUUUCUACAGAGGAACUUCAUUUGAUAUACUUUCUGAAAUUUGUCAUGAAUUACGUAAGAUUGAAGUUUCUUCAUGUAAUCCAACGCAUUUAUCAACUGUUGGUGAAGAUAAAGAAAAUCCAGCUAUAAUAGAAUCACAAAAAUUAUCAAAUCUUAUCAAGGUUCAAAGAUGUUUACGAGAAUUUAUACUUUGGAAUUGUAAAUUAGGAAUUUUAGAUAUCAUCAAUUCUUUAAUAUCAACUCAACAAUAUUCGAUGCGUACACUUUCUUUUCAUCAUUGUGAUUUUCAAAAUAUAAUUUGGUUGCACGUUCUUUCUGAAUUACCAAACUUGGAGACUCUAACAUUUGAUCAAUGUAUAAAUGUUUCAGAACAAACAUCAUCAAAACUUGUUCUUUCUAAUCUUAAAUAUUUGAAAUAUAUUUAUGGAUAUACUUCACCAAAUGCAAAAUUUCAAUUUUUAGAAUCGGAUCUUUUUAAUCAUUUGGAAUUAUUACAUAAUAUAAAAUUGUGUAAAAAUUUAAUUUCUUUAUCAACUUAUGUUUAUUCAAAUAUUCAAGAAGAUUUAUUUACUACACUUAUUAGUUUAGAUCAUUUGAAAAAAUUGGCGAUUACCGAAAUUUCUUAUUAUUCAUUAGAAACUAAGCAAAAAUGUUUAAUUUUUUCCGAAUUUUUAACAAAAUUAGCCAAUCAUUUACCAUCAACUUUACAAUGGUUACAUAUAGGAACAAAAUUUGCAAUAAGAAAGAAUAUAUUAGAAGAAUUUAAGAAUAAUACCUUAUGUAAAUUUAAAAAAAUGACAAUUUUUGGAGGAUUAGAUUGGGAUAUGGAAAAUCAAAAAGUAGAAUUUGAAGGUGUUUACGAUGAAUUAAAUAUUGAUGAUAUUAAAAAUAGUUUGAUUCCAAAUUACGGAAUUAUAUUUUCCGUAUAA